AUGACUGAAGACGCCGCCGUCUCAUCCAUCCCGCUGUUAACCAUUACCAACGGCGAAUUCCAGGAUGGCUCCUUACAAACGGAUCCGUUGUUACAGUCGGAAACCUACAUCGGUGCUGAACCGAACAACGACGUACUGCCAAAUGAAGGAAAGGGGCCCAAACUGACUCCGACGAUGGCGAAGACUACUCUUGAGAUGCAGAAGACCGCGUUGGCGGCUGAGAUGUUUAUGUCGGUGCAUCAGGUGAAUGUUGAGAGGCCAAGCUUGUUGUCAGGGGAGUGGAAGUUUGAAACACAAAUAUGCCAUGUUGAUAGGCCAUCUGAGACUCCGCAAAGCAAAAAACAGAAGAGUGGCUCAAAAACAAAGGAGGUUACGCCUUUCCACUUCGACUCUGCCAAUCCUCCAGAAAGUGUGAGCUGGGUUUUGACUGAUUCUAAUGAAGAUACGUGGAAACCUUUUGUUGAUGGCAGCAUGGUUCCUGAAACCAAGAAACACGAAUGGGAUGCUGUCUUCUCAAGCGUCUCGAAGCUGAAGAGAGAGGAAAAACCAACAGGGAAAUAG
Molecule: messenger RNA, 561 nt
Organism: Solanum verrucosum
Lineage: Eukaryota; Viridiplantae; Streptophyta; Magnoliopsida; Solanales; Solanaceae
Exons: 2
Coding region: 1-561 (186 amino acids)
Source: RefSeq, a predicted model, not a curated record